This is a messenger RNA of Verticillium alfalfae VaMs.102, 462 nucleotides long. RefSeq lists its product with no specific name. Bases 1 to 462 code for a protein of 153 amino acids. The record is from RefSeq and is a predicted model, not a curated record. NCBI's taxonomy places the organism in Eukaryota, Fungi, Ascomycota, Sordariomycetes, Glomerellales, Plectosphaerellaceae. The transcript is spliced from 2 exons.
AUGUUUGACGAGUUUGGAAUCGACCUACCAGAGGGCUGGCUUUCGGAAGACGACGGCGUGGCCCUCGCAGGCGACGGGACAAAGAGUAAGACCGACCGUGUUCGGGUCUGCCACUCAUGCGGUGCGCCCGUCACGACCAACAAGUUUUGUUCUGACUGCGGACACUCUACUUGUGUCAAGUGUACGACCUCGCCAGCGAACGGCAAUGCUGACGAUCCGACCGUCAUUGUUCCUUCGUACGAGGGCCAUCCCGAGACACCACAGACAAGGCAGCAGGUGACGUCGAACACAAUGCCCACGACGCCGUCAAACAGACCACGCACCGAGACACAUCCGAAGACGUCGUCAGACAAUGCUCACAUCGCUGUCAAGAACAACCCCUUUGUCAUUGCGGAUCAGAGAACCAAGGGCAACAUCGCCCAGCCUAAGAUGACUGCCACCAUGCCUCCGGGCACUCAAUAG